AGUUUCCUUCCCUGUCUCGCGUAGUUAGGAAAGUUUUGCGACCGAGAUUCACAACCGCACGUCGUCACUAUAUCCUCCUGACUAUAAAUAAACGAGGAAGAAAUUUUGUUUCAUCAUCUAACGAUACGUCGCGUUACGAGCAAUCCCAGUUUACUCGCGCUUCGGAUAUCGUACUCUAAUCAUGAAGUUUUUUGUGGCAUUGUGUGCUUUAGCGACAUGGAUUUACGUCGAGGGCAUGCAAUUCAUCAACGACGAAUUACAUGAACACAAGGGGGAGGUGAUAGACUGCGUAGGGAGACGUAUAGAAAUAAAUCAACUGAUGAAAGAGGCGAUAUGCAUGCCAAGGCCUACCUUAGAAAAAUUAAUACCGCAAUCGGGCUAUACCUUUUAUCCGAAUUAUGCCUCGGUGAUGAGAUGCAGCGGUUCCUGCACGAGGAAUAAGUCAUGCAUGCCGGUUCGCAAAAAUAUAAGAAACAUCACCGUGAGAAGGGUCGGCUUAGACUUGAGCGAGUGUUAUCACGUGGCGGUCGAAGAUCACAUCAAAUGCAAAUGUCAGUGCAGCGUGACGAGAAACCAUUGCAAUAUUCAUCAGGUAUAUUCGGAAGAUAACUGUGCGUGUGAAUGCCAGAACAGGACAGAAUGUGAUAAAGCGCGCGGGAUGGUCUGGAAUGAAAAAUUAUGCAAGUGCACUUGCAACAAGGAGGAGGAAAUCUGCUCGAGUGGACUUGAAUGGGUUCCCUCUCGUUGCGGAUGCGCCAAAGUAAUGGAGAUGUAGCAGUUAGGAGAAUCUAAUAGAUGAAUAUUACAGCCUUGAUUUUAUAUAAUUAUGAUAUUAAAAAUUUAUAAGGAAACACAAGAACGGCAGAAAUCAAGGUGUCGUCAUUCGUCGAUAAUACGUUAAGGAAUGAAUAUCACUAUUUUAAUUUUUAUUUCGAUUUAUUUGUUCGUAAUAAAGUUCUUUAUAUACACAUGUACUUCUUUUCUAAAUAUAUCAAAAUCGCGCUGCUGUAAAAUUACGUUAACAAAUUGAGCAAUAAAAUAUAGGAUCAGUA
Molecule: messenger RNA, 1052 nt
Organism: Wasmannia auropunctata (little fire ant)
Lineage: Eukaryota; Metazoa; Arthropoda; Insecta; Hymenoptera; Formicidae
Product: vascular endothelial growth factor A-like
Exons: 4
Coding region: 182-775 (197 amino acids)
Biological process (GO): positive regulation of cell population proliferation; positive regulation of protein autophosphorylation
Cellular component (GO): membrane
Molecular function (GO): growth factor receptor binding; growth factor activity
Source: RefSeq, a predicted model, not a curated record